Mya arenaria is the source of this 789-nucleotide messenger RNA. RefSeq names its product neuroblast differentiation-associated protein AHNAK-like. The transcript has 2 exons. Bases 1 to 789 code for a protein of 262 amino acids. The record is from RefSeq and is a predicted model, not a curated record. Lineage: Eukaryota; Metazoa; Mollusca; Bivalvia; Myida; Myidae.
AUGGGGUUACAGAGCGUCGACAUUGAUAUAGGGUUACAUAGCGUCGACAUUGAUAUAGGGUUACAGGACGUCGACAUUGAUAUAGGUUUACAGAGCGUCGACAUUGAUAUGGAGUUACAGAGCGUCGAUAUUGAUAUGGGGUUACAGAGCGUCGACAUUGAUAUGGGGUUACAGAGCGUCGACAUUGAUAUGGAGUUAAAGAUCGUCGACAUUGAUAUGGAGUUACAGAGCGUCAACAUUGAUAUGGAGUUACAGAUCGUCGACAUUGAUAUGGGGUUACAGAGCAGCGUCGACAUUGAUAUAGGGUUACAGGGCGUCGACAUUGAUAUGGGGUUACAGAGCGUCGACAUUGAUAUAGGGUUACAGAGCGUCGACAUUGAUAUGGAGUUAAAGAUCGUCGACAUUGAUAUGGAGUUACAGAGCGUCGACGUUGAUAUGGGGUUACAGAGCGUCGACAUUGAUAUGGAGUUACAGAGCGUCAACAUUGAUAUGGAGUUAAAGAUCGUCGACAUUGAUAUGGAGUUACAGAGCGUCAACAUUGAUAUGGGGUUACAAAGUGUAAACAUUGAUAUGGGGUUACAGAGCGUCGACAUUGAUAUGGGGUUACAGGGCGUCGACAUUGAUACAGGGUUACAGAGCGUCGACAUUGAUAAAGGGUUACAGAGCGUCGACAUUGAUAUGGAGUUAAAGAUCUUCGACAUUGAUAUGGAGUUACAGAGCGUCGACAUUGAUAUAGGGUUACAGGGCGUCAACAUUGAUAAUUAUGGGGUUACAGAGCGUCAACAUUGA